CAAAAUACGAUUUAAGUUUUCUCAUUAUAGGGUUGACAUGUAUUGGCUACCAAUGAGGUUGAUAAUAUUUUUAUUGGCUUUCGCUGUUGCCGAAUCGUUUGCCAAGAAUGUGGAAAACGCCACCAGAAAGAAAAGGCAAACGAUGUUUGUCACUGAUACCACUCCGAGGUAUGAAUGGCUGCAGGUACAAUACUCAGCGCAAGACCUCCCAGGGAUUCCCAAUGGAUUACAAGCUUUUGUCGGCGCAACGCACAACCUUGAAUACAAUCGCGAACUCGUGGAUGCUCUGGCGACCACAGAUGCCUCUUUCAGAAGAGCUCUCGAUACAAAUGACUUCGGAGGACUUGAUACUCCAAACCUUCAGAAUAUCAAAAAUGCCAUUGCCGCUGCCAUGAGCGCUGAGUACAUAAUCAGUAUUCCUGAGCAGUCCUUCGUGAGUCUUCUGAAUAACAAUGAGAUGCAAGUGCAGGGUGCAAAUAAUCUGUUGACGAAAGCCCAACUAAGUGGCAACACCAGAACUGUCAAUGACAUUGCUUUUUCGUCUUAUCCCUUCAGUGAUGAGUCUGUCCAAUGCGCGGUGCUCUUGGCUUCGCUAGGAGAAACACCACAAGAUCUGAACUAUGUGCCAUACGAAUCGAUCAGCCAGUUGCCGUACGAUCACAUUGACGUGAUAGACGAAUUCAUUACCGGAGCCACCCAAAUGAUGCUUAGGAGUUACGAAAUGGCUACUGACAGAGAACACUUCACUCAGAUUCUUUACCAAUUUGGAAGGCGGGAAAUUGAUUGGACUAAACAUAUGGCAAGAUGCAAGUCAAUUAUUUCGGCAGCCUACAUCAAUUUGGGACAAAGUCUGGAUCUGUGGGCCGAGAAUCAGGAGUUCGACAACCUUCUGCAAUACACAGCAAAGAUGUUCGUGUGUGUUGCUCCAGAUAAACUGGCCCUGCUAGACUCAACGAGUCUUAUGAGUGUUCUGGAGUACUUCCACAUGGAGUCUUUUGACUGGCAGCAUGGUUAUACCCUAGUCGAAGUAAUUUUUUUGGGAAGAAACUCGCAGCGAGAUGUUCUAGUCAGCACGCUCAGAGACAUGGGAGGAUUGAACAGGUUUCUGACGCGUAAAUUGCUGGAAAUACGUAACCAACAGCAGAGUAAUUUUCUCGAUGAUGUUAUCCUGACGCAAGAGGGUCUGAGGACAAUCACAACAUACACAGAUGACGCAUUCAUGUUACAAUACUUGUUUGCACGUGCUCUGAGAACAGGUGACUUCAAAGUACCGACGAGGGGAAGUCGAGUGACUGAUUUGGACGUGCAGAGAAUCGCACCCUUGGUCGGAGUCUUGAGUGUUCCUGAUAUAUAUCAGUACCAAGACCGCCAGAUCGAGGAGUCAAUUGGAUACUUCCAGUCCAAGUCUCUCAGGGCGAAACCGGGAGUAGCUAUAAUGUUGGUUCAAAAGUACCUCAGAAACAGAGCCGGCAAAAAUGACAAAAUUUACCUGACACAGACGGACUUUCAGCAAAUGGACCGUCUGUUGCCGGCAUUGGAUUACGAGUUCUUCAGGAACUGUUCGUUGGUUCAGCUUCUCAAUUCCUUGGCACAGUUCAGAAAUGUGGCCAGCAAAGUCAAAACGAUCAAUUUCCCUCUCACAGCCGCACAACAGCACGUCAUCGCUGGCCAAGCGCAGUCGGAUAGUGGUCGGAAUGCCAAACUGUUGACACAGCUGGGACCUGAUCUAAGCAUGGCUCUGAGUCCGGCCUUCCUUUUGGAACAGAUCACGGAUCUGGACGAGUUCUUUGUCAUUCGAGUGGACAAUGGGGAGAUAUCUGAAGGCAGGGACUUUCUACAAAUCGACUGGACACCAUUCCAGAAAUCGGUGAUCUUCAAUAUGUACAGGCAGCAGAUUCGAAACCUCGCACUGACUGGACGUAUGAUGAAUGGGUUGGGAAAACUGGCGACUGGAAUCUCGGCCACAGAUAUUUUGACCUCUCCUUUCAGUGAAAUCAUAGGAAUAGCGUCUGCAGUCAUGCGAAAUGGCGGAGACAUGAACAAAGCGUGGCUACUAUCAGUGCAGAUCAGAAAGGCCUUUGCUUCUAUAUAUGGUCUCAGGAAAUUUGAGGACUUCCACUUGGGACUUCUGGGAACUGCGAAUCUGCAGGCACUUGACGGGAUGACCUUGAGAAUGUUCAGUGUGAGAGAGAUGGAGUUGAUGAGUCUGGGAGAUUGCAACCAAGUUAUAGCGAAGAUCGGGGACCUGGAUGAUUUGUACUUAGUGCCUCCGUUCAAGAGACAGGAGCUGGCGUGUUUGUACAUUGCGAGAUGUAGAUUGAUUCACCAGGGAGCAUCAAGCAAGUUCACCCCUGCUUACGACAAAAACAAUUACAUGAAUCAGUUCUUCGAGAACCGCAGGGUCAUGGAAGAAGACUACUACGGACACAACUUUGGUCGCAUCGUGCCCAACUACUGCUCGCUAGUGACUCAGAGGAUGAUUGAUGAUUCUGGUUUGGAACAGCCAGACUUCGACACUUUGGGCAACCUUGUGUGUGACCUUCAGGCCCACGUGAUCAGAAGUAUCGACCGGGAACUACUGAAGAAUAACCUGUGGAUGUUCAGCACCUGUCUAUUCGACUCAGUCAAUGGAAACGCCCUCUACAACUCGAUACGGACUGAGAUUGAUCAACCAGGUGUGAUCAAGUCCCUUGGCAACAGUCUGUGCUCUGUUGUGCCCUCUACUCUCUUCAUUUCGGCCUCAUCCAGAGGGGGGCAGAUCGAGUUUGUUGACCAUAGCGAGGAACUGCAGAAUUACGUGCACUAUGCCUACUCCCGCUAUUACUUAAUGGAGGAGAUGCAUGGACUCACAAAGAGACAUCUGAACUAUGGCUUGUUUGCGUUCCGAGACAUAAGCCGAACACAGCAGUCUAGAAUCCAGACCUGUUUCCGUAAUGUUGCCGAGGCAGCCUGGGGUUGGUUCCUGACCGUGCAACAGACGGAGGGCAUGGACUCCACGGCAUCGACAGAUGACCGACUCAUCUACACGUUCAAUCGCAACAACCAAUUUGAUGGAAACACGAACGACAACAACAACAAUAAUAAUGAUAAUUUCAACAACUACGAUGACUUCUACAAUGAUCCUAACAACAUCGAGACCAAUGACAACAUAGAAGAUGAUACUUACAAUGGCAAUGAUCAGUAUCCAGAUGUUUACACGAGUAACAACAGGCACCGAAGGCAGUCCAUCACCCGACUCAACCGCGAGCAAUCAAUUUCGUGCUCUGCUAUCCACGUGCUCAACGGAGGAUCCAUGAUCUUCCUGCUGAACCAGCUGGAGAGGAUUGAGCCACAAGAGAUAGCUAGGUGUGUGGACUACUGGGGCUACAACUUCAACACAACCAGAGAGCAGAGGAGACUUAUCAAAGACCGAGUUGAAAGUUUGUUUGGUGGGUUCCGAAAUAUCCUACCUGAAUAUCUGAUCCAAAUGAAGUGGCUUUGCCGAGAGUUCAACGAAGACGAAAUUUUUAACUUGAAACUGGAGGACAGGCAGGUGAUCUACUACAUUUCAAACUGGCCCUGGAGAAUGUGGCAACGGCAGGCACUCUUCAGGAACAUCAGGAGGACCUUCAACCUAAAUGUCAACACCAUGUCCAUCACAGAGUUCAAGGCUCUAGGAGAGUUCUUCUGUGGUAUGGACUCCUCGGACAUUGCGGGUAUCCCACCUGAGAUGUACUACGCUAUGGCUACGUUCGUUGGAGAUUUGGUGACUUGUAACUACGACCAGAUGCGCUCUCUUCUCGCCAAGGCCAGAUCAACCCAGGCCUUCGGUGAAAUUGAGCACUGGGAGGAGCGACACGUGCUUGCUAUUGGAUCAGCCAUAUCUGGAAUGUCUUCUACUCACUUGGAGAUGAUGACCCCUGGAAGAAACAGAGACGGACAGAAUCUGGUUGCCGCUAUCCCCGCUCAUGUCAUCCCCAUGAUUCCAGAUUCAGUCAUCGAGAACCUGGACGUGGAGUUCUACCAGUCCAUGAACCCUGAGCAGAUUAUUGCUCUUACUCCUAGACAAUGGCAUGAAAUGAGUGAGGCACAGGCGAACGCUGCGAUGAACGUAUGGUUCGGCUACGACGACUGGCCGUAUUCUUUCCUCGACGGGUUCCGCGAAGCAGGAUCGGAAAAUUUUCGCGUAUCUAUGAUGCUGAUGAUUGUGGUUUCUAUUGCCAAAUUUCUCUUCUGAAGGGUCAUUCAAUGAAGAUGAAAAAUGUACAAAGAGUCACAAUCAGAAGCUGAAAAAAACCGACUGACGGAAGAAAAUGACGACCGAACGCUAGUCAAACUGGUAAUAUCGAUGACUGUACAGUUUUUAAUGAAUUUUAUAUGUGAAAUGAGAUCUGCUAGGUUUAUGUAUAUAUGACUGUCAGAAAACCUUUUGCACAAAUCGCUUUAGUUUUAAAUGAUUCUUAUUUCAACCAUAUCAAAUCUACAAUUUUGUGUCCUAUAUCAGUACAGUAACAAUGUCAAUGACAUAUCAACCGAUUUUCUAUCAGCUUUUGUUUCUCUUAAAAUAACCGAUAAGUUCUCAUGUAAAACAAGUUAUCAUAGAUUAGUUUUUGGUUCAUUCCUGGGCAGUUUUAUUUAAAAAAAAUCUGCAAUUUUAAUCCAAAUUGAAACUUUAUUCCCAGCUUAUAUUAUGACUAUGCAGUCUGUUUUUUCUAUAUUUUAAAAGAAACUAAUUUAACUUUCAACCGCGCUAAAAUGAGACAUUCAACGAGGUUACUUUUAUCGGCGCUAAAUGUUUUUUUUUUAAGUUUCAAACUUAACUGUGUCC
Messenger RNA from Symsagittifera roscoffensis, 4807 nucleotides. RefSeq lists its product as uncharacterized. Gene Ontology annotation, biological process: cell-matrix adhesion. The record is from RefSeq and is a predicted model, not a curated record. Gene Ontology annotation, cellular component: cell surface. The transcript has 20 exons. Lineage: Eukaryota; Metazoa; Xenacoelomorpha; Acoela; Convolutidae. Bases 38 to 4216 code for a protein of 1392 amino acids.